AUGGUUCAAAAGUAUUUACCGAGUAAGCAGGGUGGACCGAGAAGCGACGGCAGCAGCUGCUGGGUGCUGCAACAGGAACGUGGACUGACCUCCGGAAGGGAUCAGCUUCCCACCCUCAGCUCUGUUGCUCGAAAGGUUUCUUCCCAUGAAUCUGCAGCCAAGCCAUUGACCUUCACAUUUGUUCCAUCCAUUGGACGACUUCCAACUCAUUUUGAGGUUGUAGAUGUCUCUAAGUUCCUUGUGAGAAUCCCAGAGGAGCCAAAGGAUCUGAGCAGUCAGGAAGUUACAUAUAAGUCGAACACAGUCUCUGAUGAGCUGGCUCUGAAGAGCAGAGCCAGGCAAGACAGCGUGCCCCCUGUUCACACAGACAGUGCCCAAAAGGUCUUCCAGCCCCCAAGCUGUAACUCAAACAAAGGAGAAAUGCAGGAGAAUGACCUUUUUAAGGCUGAGUUUAUCCUGAUUACGGACUCCGGUGAAGAAGAUGAAGUAGCUACUGCCUCAAACAGUGCUCAGCAGGCUCCCAAUGGCUACGGGUCCAUCAGCGCCCAGCUGCUGGCUGCAUCCCAUGUGUCCGCUGGCAGCGAGGCAAGAAAAGCUCCUGGUGAUUUGCAUGGUUCAAGUGCUAUGCCUUCCCACAGCACUACUGAUCAGCAAAAACAGCAGCAGUACAAGAUCAAGACAAGCUACAAGGCAUUUGCAGCCAUCCCUACAAACACAUUACUAAUGGAACAGAAGGCAUUAGAAGAGCCAACCAAGACCGCUUUGACUGAAGGUACCACUUUGGACACUCACUCAGAGAUGUGCUCCCCUGCCCAACUUAGACAACAAACAGAAGAGUUGUGUGCUGUCAUUGACCAGGUCCUACAGGAUCCAUUGCCUAUGCGCCGAUGUGAAUCUUCUCCAAGUUUCUUGCAGAUGACCUCGGAGUCAGAUGUUGGCAAGUCGUCAACAGCAAUGCACAGAGCAGCUGGACGCGAAACCAGAUAUGCCAGUCUUUACAAAUCAGCACCUGUGGUCACGGAGAGUAAGCUGAGUGCACUGAAAAAGGAGGACCCUUAUCAACCAAACCCUUUUAAAAAGUACCUUGAAGAAACCAGUGAUCAGGAUACUGAGCAGCCCAGUCAUCCCAUAGUGCCUAUUCCAGAAAAUGAAACACUCGGCUCUGAGGAGGCUGCCACUGAAAGAGGUUCUGUUUAGCUGUAAUGCCUUGAAUUAGGAUCCAGAGCUAAAACCGUAAAGGAUUUUGAGGCCUGUUCCUACACUGAGAGGGA
Molecule: messenger RNA, 1271 nt
Organism: Struthio camelus australis
Lineage: Eukaryota; Metazoa; Chordata; Aves; Struthioniformes; Struthionidae
Source: RefSeq, a predicted model, not a curated record